UCAAGUAAUGGGAGACUGCAACCAGUCCCUCUGAGUCCGAUGAGCACUUCUCGGACUGGGUUAUAAUUUCUGGCCGCAGCUGACGCAGUCGCAUUAUUACUCUUCAGCGCCAUCAGACGAUUAGAGCCUUACACCGUAGCCGCGCAGACCAGAGAGACGACGUGCACGGCGCGUCGCGCGCGGAGCUGCUUCUGCUACCGCUCGCGCUGCUGUCGCGCAGUUGGGAAUCCGAGCUCCCUGCCCGUCGCCGUGCGAUGACAUGCGACGCCGGCUCGCACGCGAUUCUCUGUCUCGCCGCUCGUCGUUGCGCUCGUCGCAUUCGUCGUGGCGGCGACGCUGCGCGACUGGCCGUGCGAUUCGUCCAGCAGGACCGCAUCGACGGUCGUGAGGGCUCUGGAAGAGAGCGGAACGGAGCAUGCGACGUCGCUAUAUCGGGCCUGGGCGGACGCCUACGGGCUCUCCCCCGACUCGCUGCUUCCUCCCUCCCCCCUCGCCCUUCCGCCCUCCCUCCCCCCCGCCCCUCAUCUGGAGGACUGCGCCGCGCUCACAGCCCUGCGCCAGCAGGCGGAGCAGCGGGGGGAAGGGGGGGAACUCCCCUCAUGGGCGGACCCACAGCCCGCCCAAGGGGAAGGGGGAGGGGGGGACGGGGGGGGGGACGGAGGAACAGGGGAAGGGGGAAGCGGAGGCGCGUGCUGCAGGAGGGCGUCGCCUGGGUUCACAAAUGGCGAGUUCAAGCCGUCGAUUGCCGCCACUGUUGCUGCUGCAGCUGAGGGGUCCUCCGCUGCUCCCCCUCCCCCACCUGCAUGCUGCGAGUGUGUGCCCCAGCCGCCAUGGGUGCGAGGGGCAGACAGUGACAAUCUGGCGUUGACCAGAGCGGUGCAGAGGGAUUUGUGGGAGUGGCAGUUCCCGCCUUCAUGUGCCAACAGGCGGCUGCUGGUGGUGCCAUGGCCCGAGGACCGAUCGCAUGGCAUGGGGUCGCAGGUGCACAUCAUGGCGGUGCUUCUCAGUGUGGCCCUCUCCUCCAAUCGCAUCCUCGUGCCGCUGCCUGCCUCCUAUGGCCGCGCCAACACCACCGACUGCCACGCCACGGGCCACCACAGCACCUGGGCGUGCUUCUUCUCCCCUUUCGCUUCCCCGCUCUGCUCCCAAGAGGUCUCCCUCGCGCUCUCGGCCAAUCAGCUGCUGCCAUGUGUCGUCCCGGCAGAGGGCUACAGGGCAGGAGCAGCAUUGGCGGACCGACUGGUGUGCGUCAACACGUCGUCCCUCGACGAGUUGAAGUAUGAAGCAGCUGCUGCCAGCCUGUGGGGCGAUGCGUAUUCCACGGACCCGGAUGUGGUGGAGCACCGCGGCGAGGUGCUGCUGGAGGGCACCGACGACAAGAAGCUGCACUGGUGGCGGGCGCAGGCGGUGCGCUUCAUGCUGAGGUGGCCGUCCGCCCAUCUCUGCCACGUCAUCAACCGACAGAGACACACCGCCUAUGGCAUGCACGCAGCCAACCGCAUUGCCCGGGUAACAGAGCUGCAGGUGCAGCUGCUGCACUCGCUGCCCCCCUUGACCGCAACAGACGGCUCGAGAGCUGAUAGUGGUCCUGCUGCUGCUGCUGCCAGUGCCACGGCUGCAGCUAUUGCAGCGGCAGCAGCAGCAAGGUUCACGGCUCAUGAUUUCUCCGCAGGCUCUGCUUCUGCUGCUGCUGCAGCUGCUGCCGCUUCUGCUGCCAGUGGUGCUGCAUCUGCCAGCCUGUCGUCACUACCAUCGCUGGCAUCUGAGCCGUACAUGGUGCGGCCCAUCGUGAGCAUGCACGUGCGGCAGAGCGACAAGCGGGUGGAGAUGGGCGUGUGGUCGUUCGCCGCCCACAUGCUCUUCGCCGCCCGUCUGCAGCGCACCCACGUGGACCUCAAGCACGUGUGGCUCAGCACCGAGAUGCAGUCCGUCAUCAACGAGGCUGCCACCUUCACCGACUGGACCUUCCUCUACGCCGCCAACGGCCGCCUGCCAGUCGACUCGCUGGACCCCCACGCGUACGAUGCGCUGCAGUCGCCCACCGCCAGCCUGGCGAGCCUCAUCAUCGCCUCACAGUGCGACGUGUUCAUCGGGUCGCUGGGGUCCAACUGGAGCCGACUCAUCAACGAGCUGCGCGCCACCAACGGGCGCCUGCACAACGGGUUUGUUGCCAUGAACACGGGGGAGUGGUAGCACUGCCCUCUUACCUCUUCAUCGGGUCGUUCGGGUGUAGUUGGAGUAGCGAUAAACGAGCUGAGAGGUACAAAUGCGCAGCUGCUCAACGGGUGUGUUGCCAUGAACACGGGGGAUGGUGAUGGUUGCAGCGCAGCGCGAUUGAUCACUGGUUACUGUGUUGUUGGGGCGCAACUGGGGCAGACUCAUGAACGAGCCGGGGGACACCAAUAGGCAGCUGCUCCAUGGGUUGUUGCCAUGAACGCUGGGGAAUGGUUCCAGCUGGUGUGGUAUUAUGUACUAUAUUUACGGAUCUACUAUAGAGAAUUAUAAACCUGCGGCUCUGUGCUGCGGUACUCAGCGUGUUUAGCGUUGUACAAUGGUACAAGGGUACAGUGUUACGGAACAUUGGUAGUG
This is a messenger RNA of Closterium sp. NIES-67, 2589 nucleotides long. The record is from the annotation of a GenBank genome assembly. NCBI's taxonomy places the organism in Eukaryota, Viridiplantae, Streptophyta, Zygnematophyceae, Desmidiales, Closteriaceae.